This is a messenger RNA of Amorphotheca resinae ATCC 22711, 804 nucleotides long. RefSeq lists its product as hypothetical. The transcript is spliced from 2 exons. Lineage: Eukaryota; Fungi; Ascomycota; Leotiomycetes; Helotiales; Amorphothecaceae. The record is from RefSeq and is a predicted model, not a curated record. Bases 151 to 606 code for a protein of 151 amino acids.
UCGGACUUCAAGUGCUCAUGCUGUGAUGGAGUUGUCGAACGUUGCCGACAACGAUGGAAAUCCGAGCUCAGCGUGUUCGCUUUGAACAAGGAAAAGGAUGAUAGGGGACGAAAGAACGUACUCGGAGACCGAAUCUGACAGCGUUCUGCGAUGCUCCAAGGGCAUGCGCAUUCUCAAAUCUAUAGCCUUCGAAUUCAGGGCACAAGAUCUCACCUCAAUCUGAAUCAAGAUAUCUCAAAGCAGUCUUUUUUCUUGCCUUUUGUGACUUCUUCCUCUUUUUAUUUCUCUCUGCUCCCUCCAGUCUUUUGCGCACGUCUUCUACCAUAUCGCAUUCAUCACAGUCCCAACCUUCACGCUGUCGAGAAGACCUCAUACAUCAAUGACAUCAGCUAUCAUUCCUCCAGCUCAGGCUUUUUGUUGCAUAUCGUACAGCUGCCACCUACGCAAUGCCUUUCAAUUACUGACUCGCUAGGUACAUAUAUACAUAUAUAUACAAUGAUACAUACAUACAUAUCCUCCCCCCCUUUCCUCGCAGCGCGCGCGGCCGCACCUCCACCGUUAAAGCUAAGAUCUACAUACAACCCAGAGAUCGCGGAUCCCUGCUGAUCUCUGUGUUUGUUGCAAAUCGCAUUCUGCGCCCUGGGUGGCUUUGUUGCACGUCGUAUGAUGAUCCCACAUGGGCCUGUUUGUGGGGAGGAAUGAUGGCGGGAAGGAAGGAGAUAGAUAAUCACAUCCGUAUAUAGCUAAUAUUCAGUGACCGUCGAUACGCGAUACCGGACGGCCCCUAUUAAUAUCAUCAGUCCA